AUGUUUGGGCGUUCUCUAAGUGGCCUUUGCAACAUAUUUCUGCACGUUCUCGACCACAUUUACUCCAACUUUGCCGAAAUCAUCUUUCUGGACCGCGACCGUAUCAGCACCAAAUUGCACGAGCUCAGCCAAGCGGUUGUAGCAAAAGGAACCGAAGUUCACAACGUAUAUGCGUUUAUUGAUAGGACCGUACGAGAGUGCUGCCGGCCGGAGGGAAACGAGCGACAGCGGACAGUGUAUAAUGGGCACAAACGACGCCAUGCCGUGAAAUACCAGACCCUGGUGACCCCCGAUGGAAUCAUUGCCCAUACAUUUGGCCCAAUCGAAGCCAAGUCCGGCGUCAACACCAAUGACGUAAGCAUGGGACCAUCUUCUCUGCUGCCGCGUAUGUUCGAGGACGACUUGGCAACAUGGGUGCUCGUAAUGGCACGCGACGGUCAUCCUGCCGGCUGUCGCGAAUUCAAAUAG
Aphanomyces astaci is the source of this 468-nucleotide messenger RNA. RefSeq lists its product as hypothetical. The transcript has 2 exons. The coding region runs from base 1 to 468 and encodes 155 amino acids. Lineage: Eukaryota; Oomycota; Saprolegniomycetes; Saprolegniales; Verrucalvaceae. The record is from RefSeq and is a predicted model, not a curated record.